Athalia rosae (coleseed sawfly) is the source of this 3380-nucleotide messenger RNA. RefSeq lists its product as uncharacterized. The coding region runs from base 604 to 3267 and encodes 887 amino acids. Gene Ontology annotation, biological process: G protein-coupled receptor signaling pathway. Gene Ontology annotation, cellular component: membrane. The transcript is spliced from 7 exons. The record is from RefSeq and is a predicted model, not a curated record. Lineage: Eukaryota; Metazoa; Arthropoda; Insecta; Hymenoptera; Athaliidae. Gene Ontology annotation, molecular function: adenylate cyclase inhibiting G protein-coupled glutamate receptor activity.
CCGUAAAAGCCAUGAAUUCCAAUCGUACGACCGUCGAUUCGUCGAAUUCCUUGCGCAAUGUUCGGUUCUUUUCGCGACCCUCGGCGUAACAACCAAACCGGCGACAACCCGAUAUCAAUCAAACCAUCCGCGAAAAUUCAAGGGUGCGGACAAUUUUCCGUGUUACGCGUCGUGUUCGUUUGUCGUUUGUUGUGUUUUUCUUGUGUCGGGAAUCGGUAAUUUCGGGAUUGUAUUCCAGUGAUUUCCCUCGAACGUCGCGAUAGCCUGCCGCACCGAUUCGGAACGAUAUAAUAUACGUAGCCACGGAGAAGCGUUAUCGUAGUCUGAGUCUGAAGCGCGUUCAGAGGGAUAUUGUAUCGCUUGCCGACCACCCCCGGUAUCGACAAAACAUCGACUCGCUAUGAACUGCCGAAUGAAAAAAAGAAGCCGCCUCCUUUGAAACAAAGGUGAUAGGAUACGAGUGCUACCGCGUGCAGUAUCGUAGUUUCUCAGACCUGUUCCCGAUGCGACGUGGAACGAUCACGAUCACGCGGACGAGAUUGUUUCAAGUUUUUCGAAAUCGCGAGGAAUAAAUUGAAAAAUAUCGCGAACAAUUGCGACAUUAUGGGGUUUCUUUCGUCGCAUCUCCGCGGUGUCGUCGCACUCGGCGUAUUGUUGAAUUUGAUCGAUGCGGCGGUCGCGCUCGGCGAUGAUUCGUCAAUCUGCGAAAGAAAUCGAACAAUUUCAGAAGCGACCGGAGACGCGACGAUAAUCGCAUUCGCCGAUACGAAUUAUGGAUCCGACUGCAACAUUUCAUCCCCCAAGGGAUACCAGGAAGUGGCGGCGGCGCUCUACGUGGUCGAGAAAUUGAACGAGUACGAUUACGUACCUGGGAUCAAGUUGGGAUUGAAAAUUCGCGACACUUGCCACGAUAAAUUGGCGGUUUACAGAGGAGCUCUCGCGGCCGCCGUGGACCGGGACUGCACGUCUUCGUACGACUUGGGUGUUCUCGUUCCCGACGCUUACCGCGAGACACUCGAGCCGUUCGAGAAGUUUGGUCUGCUGCCGAUAACGACUUACGGCGAUCGGAAUUUCACGAAAUCACUCGUGAACCUGAUGGUCGAUUUCUUGACCACCAGAUUCGAGAUAAUCGACUCGUUUCUCACGGACUCCGAAGAUGCGUUGAAUAACUUCUUGGAUAUGAGCAGAGCGGCGGGAAUCUGUCUCGUGAGUCACACGGAAUUGACAGCCGAUCGGAUGAAUUCGACGCGUCUCGUUAUCGCCGUCGCUGGGAAUAAGGAGAACAUCAUCGGAUGGAUCGAAAAUGGCAAGAGAAUCAUCGGCCGGGACAAAGUAUGGGUGAUCCUACCGCUGGACGGAUCGAACGUUGACGAAUACGCCCCCACAGGUUCCUACGUGAUAAACACCGAGCCGAUCGCUACGGAUUUGUUUGGGGAAAUUCCCGGCGCGGAUGAAAAGCUUCUCCGAGCGACCGGGAACGUUGCGAUUCAUUCGCCGUAUCUGCUGAGCGUCGGAAAAGCGAUCGUAGAGUUGGCGAAUUCCCUCCGGGAUUUGCAAAGACGCACCUGUUCAGACGGCGAGAGAUGCGUUUUGCCGCAAUCGGACGCGAGAGUAAAAAUCCCGCUCACCUAUACGGAGGUGUACGAAGCGCUUCGCGUACCGGCGAAGGGACGUUCGACGAAAUACGUUGUGACCGUGAAGAGAAAUCGGAGAGCGGAGACGGUGAUCGGUUACAAGUUAAACGCCGUCACCUCCGAAGUGACCUCCGAAUUUCCCAUGACGAAAAUGCCGAAACUCUGCGUAGAAAAGUACCUCGACGAUUGCAAGAGGUGCGCGAACUUCGACCCGAGAUUCGAGGGCCUCCGGCGUCACGCGAGGACCUCGGACGACAGGGGGAUCCUGAAGAGCGGUAUAUCGACACCGAUCCUGCUGACCGUCAUAGGGUGCGGUACGGCGGCGUGCGUCAUAAUAAUAAUAUUCAUAGUGUAUCGCUACGUAGUCGAGGAAGUUUUGGACGGUAACCCGGCGUUGACGAUAGCCUUGAUAAUAUCGACGAUAUUCAUGCUGCAGUCGGUGGUACCGUUUUGCCUGAACGACGAGGUCGUCGGAGUCGAGCGUUUGAAUUCGAGGAAAAUCUUCGCGACGACGCUGUCGGUCGGUCUGGCCUUCUCCAUUAUGUUGUCCAGAGCGCUUUUCCUGGCGUUCUCGGUCGGCGGUAUUUUCACGACCCACAUAAACGGAUACCUCCAAAGCACGAUGGUCUUCUUCGCGUCGACGGUCCAGAUAGCGAUCUCCACGAUGUUCUACGCUUUGAACCGAGACGACAGUUCGAAGAUAAUCCGUAGUGGGAGGUUCGUGUCGUUGCUGAGCUACGACAUAUUCCUACUGAUAAAACUGUUCAUUGUUUGUUGCUUCAUCGCCCACAUACGGCGAAAUUAUCGGGAGGGGAAAUGUUUUUUCGGGACCGUUAUCGGCCUGCUGAUCGUAUGGGCGGUCUGGCUCACGGGGUUCACGCUCGUCGAACCCGAUUCGCGGGACAUCGUCGUCUCCAUUGGGAUAAUUUCCAGCGCUUAUCUCAUCGUGCUGGGAGUUCUGAUACCGAGGACUUACUACAUGGUGACCAGACUCGGACACACCGGGACCUUGUCCGCCGGAUACCAGCCGGAAGAUUACGGAGGAGGAGCCGAUCCGAGGAUCAACACGAUCGCGCGACAGUUUCCGUACUUGCAGUCUCAUCAGGCGUUGUACGAUUACACGUUCCGAAGAAGUUGCACCCCCGUGCCGACGCCCGCGGGGCCCGGGAUCGUCGGUCAUCCAACUUUGGCCUACCACCCGAAUUAUUACGGGUGUUCCAGUCCGAAUCCUCGAUUCGUCGGGCGAUCGAGCAGAAGUCCCGACAAUCGACCGAGGUCCAGUUACAACAACUACGCCUUCAAUUCGGAAAUGCGAGAAAUCGAAAGCUUGCGUCCGGUGCCCAGAGUUUGCGUCGAGAAUCCAGAUGGUCGACGAAGCCCCGUCGGACGGAGUUCGAACGAACUGACGGUGGAUCAUCAUCAGAGGCAUUUUCUCCGGGAGCCUCGAAUCGUCCUACAGGAGGAUCAGGAUUGCACGGAGACGGACAUUUACGUCGAGGGGAGAUUAUCGCCGAGUUUGAGGGGCCCCAACGAAGCCUACCCGUCGAGAUGUUCGAGUCCGAGACUCGGUCUGACGGAGUCCUCCAUCCGGGAGGAAGAGGAGUACGACGCCUCGAGAAUCACUAAAUUCUAGUCCUGACGAGAAAAAUACAGUGCGAUACCGCAUAUCUCAUGUUACUCUCAUAAAGGCCAUCUCACCGAUCAAACUUUGGUCGCCGUGCAAAAUAUAAUUGUAUAUCGACAUUG